AUGGGCAUGGCUGUGAACAAUAUUGAGAGAAAGGAAUCUGAAAAACGAAGGACGCACAUAUUUUUUGACAUAAUCAGCAUUGUUGAGGAUUAUUUUAAGAGAUUUUGUUUAAAGCUCAUAACUCUGCAGCUACUUACGAACGGAAUAUGUAUGCAAAAAAAUCCAACGGUAGAAAUGAUAUCAGUGGCAGCAACAUUGAGUGGUUUAUUUAUAACCAUAAAGUAA
This is a messenger RNA of Clunio marinus, 225 nucleotides long. The record is from the annotation of a GenBank genome assembly. Lineage: Eukaryota; Metazoa; Arthropoda; Insecta; Diptera; Chironomidae.